Molecule: messenger RNA, 4247 nt
Organism: Dalotia coriaria
Lineage: Eukaryota; Metazoa; Arthropoda; Insecta; Coleoptera; Staphylinidae
Gene: hzg
Product: CTD small phosphatase herzog
Exons: 4
Coding region: 175-1062 (295 amino acids)
Molecular function (GO): RNA polymerase II CTD heptapeptide repeat phosphatase activity
Source: RefSeq, a predicted model, not a curated record
UGGGGAAACGACAUCUAAUAUGGCGACAAAAAUGAAGAGCAUCUGCCAUUUUGCGAAGGCGAUUUAAAAAAACGUAAAUAACGCAAUAAGCUGGCGCGUCCGCGUACGACGGUAUCGCGAGUUGGUGUAACGACAAGGACUACCAUCACGACGCCCGCAUAAACAAAUGAAUAAAUGGACGCUACGUCCAUUAUAACACAAGUGUCACGCGACGACGAGCACUUGAAUAGUUAUCCACCCGAAAAAGGUACACUUCCAAGGACUGAAAAUGACAUAUCAGAGGCGCACGACGCAAUUCAGCCACCCCAGCAACCGAAGAAGAAAAAUGGCUUCUUUAAGUCGUUUCUCUGUUGUCUGGGUUGCCACAAGCGCAAGCCGCAGAACCCGCAGCAGUACAGUUCCCGCGAGGUGGUGUACGAGACCGAACCUAGAACUUCAGCCUAUUUACUGCCACCAGUCAAACACAAAGAUAUGCGCAAAAAAUGCAUGGUCAUUGACUUAGAUGAAACUUUAGUACACAGCAGCUUUAAGCCAAUUAAAAAUGCUGACUUCAUAGUGCCAGUAGAAAUUGAUGGAACGGUGCACCAGGUAUACGUGCUGAAGCGGCCACACGUAGACGAGUUCCUAAAGCGCAUGGGCGAACUCUAUGAGUGUGUGCUGUUCACUGCGUCGCUGCCAAAGUACGCUGAUCCGGUCGCGGAUCUUCUCGACAAAUGGGACGUAUUUCGCGCGCGACUAUUUCGCGAAAGCUGUGUCUUCCAUAGGGGCAAUUACGUCAAGGAUCUUAACAAACUCGGCAGGGAGUUGCAGCAGAUCAUCAUCAUCGACAAUUCGCCCGCUUCGUACAUAUUCCAUCCAGACAAUGCGGUACCAGUUGCAUCUUGGUUUGAUGACAUGAGUGACACGGAACUGCUUGACUUAAUACCAUUCUUCGAGAAAUUGUGCAAAAUGGACAAUGUGUAUACAGUGCUGUGCAACUCGAACCACCCGUACAACAGCACCGUGCCGCAACUGAGCGGACCCUCGACGCCGUCGUCACCGGGGUCACCAACGAGCACGUAGCGCGCGGCUUCGUGGCGCAGAAAGGCGACCCGCUUCUUCUUCUUUGUGCUGCGCGUGUUCUACGCGGCGGGCGAGCUAGACACGAUCAUCAGGCAUUGGUAACGUGCUCGAAAUGCGCCUUUUCCGAUCAUUUACCUACUCCCCGCACACACAUAUACCCUUAUACCCACAACAUAAACAUAAGACUAACGCAAAACAAAAGCGCUGUACAGAUAACGCUAUCAUUCGGAUCGCAAAUUUAUACGAAUUCGAUGUAAGGAGAAGAAGUGUAUUUAAGACAAGAGUGUACAUAACUUUAUGAAGGCGACAUCACAGGUAAAUAAUGUUGUUCGAUUGAUUAAUUGAUUUAUGAUUAAUUAAUUUUAUAUCGAUAGCGGAUUUUUAUAUAAAUUGACACGAGCAAUAACAAUCGUUUAGGGAUUCACAUUAUAUUUUAAUCGAACGUAGGCGGGCGCGAUGAUUUGAAGAUUUUAUUAUUUUUAAAAUAAGAAUUAUAGUCAUUACUCAUAUUAGUAAUUAAAUUCUUUCUUUGGGUUCUUGCAAAGAAUUAAAUCAUUUUGCGGUUGCGUAUUGUAAGAUUCAAAUGUACAUACAAUUAAUAUAAUGCAGAUAAAAUACCUAUGUCACUAUAUUAUACAUAUACAUAAAAUGCAAACAUUACUAAUUAUGGUGGUUAGUGAGAUUUUGAAGUAUUUUUACACUGUCGAAAACAAAUCUAUAUUAAAUGAGGUAUAUAUUGACAGAAUUUACGUACGAUGCGGACGAACCGGUUGGAAUGUGGAAAUAUUUUUAAUGACGACAAACAUUGAUUGAAUAACACACAUACACUAACAGAACAAAUGACAAUUGAAAGAGUUGCACACAUUGUCGAAGCGAACUCAGUUACCACUUAAGCAGGCCCAUUUGCCAUGCAUUUAUUUUAAAUGUGUUUACAGUUUUGAAACGUGUUUAAAAUUUCUAUUGGAAUUUGAACUAUUUUGCACACAUACACAAACACAUACUCACUGUAUCGGCAUAAAUUUGUCAAAUUAAGUUAGUUGACUCGAACCGCUGUAUGCGAGUGAAAAGAACAAUCAUAUCUGUGUAGGCAAAAAAUUGUAGGCGAAUAUUUUAGCUAUAAUGAGAUAUACUAGGGGAUGAAGCGACCACUCAAACAAGUAAAGAAUUAACAUGCAUAAUUAUACCAAGUCAGUCUGUUUUGGAACCAAAUUGGUAACAUAUUAUUUGUUCCGAUAUCUAAACAGUGGCCUUAACGCAAUUCAUUGCUAUUUCUAACUAUUUACACGAUGAAUUGCAAUUCGCUAACGAAUAACGUUCAUGUAAACUAAACAUGCGACUAAUUAAAUUACAUAAAUAAAUACAUGAUAUUAAAUAAUGAAGGAUAGGAUAGAAAAUCAAUUGAGUGAUUUGAAUGGGAAAUUGAUAAUGUUGGGACAUUUUGAAUGAAAUACGUAGACGAUUUUUAACAUUUUUCGAACCCUUUUUUAGUGGAAUAGACAAUUAAAAAGGAUGUACAACAUGAUACAUACACGCAUCACAUUUUACAACGUCAUGAUCAGUUGCUGCUGUCCCGAGAGGUUGCACUUUUUAAGUAUUUAAUAAUUAGCAUUUCUGCAAUUUCGAAAGAGUGAAAAUUUCGAGCGAAAACAACUACAGUAUUUUUGGGUGUGCAAGCCGCCACUUUGCAAGUACCACAAAAUAUAAGUGUCGGCUUGCACAUUGAGUAACCAUAUUUAAUUUUCAUGCUUUUGAAUGCUUGUUGUAACUAACAGUCAUUUUUGAAAAGGCUUAUACAUUCAUAUAUAAAAGUUAACACAAAAAUACGGUAUUUAAAUUUAAUUUGCCGAUUAAAAUAGUGUAAGUUACAUAAUUAAUAUUGUUAUGUUAUUCAGUAAUAUGCGUUUAGUUGUCUUCAUUUUUUUUAUGUUGCGUAUAUAGUACAAAAUACACGGACUUCGAGUGACGCGACGCGACCGAUUUCAUUAUCACCACGAUGUACUGUUUUUGUUCGAGGAUUGCGGAAGCUGUAUAUACAUAUUUUAUAUUAUAUCUGCGAAGCACACCACCGCGGAACGCAAUUCAAUCAAUUUUUGUACAAAAACCAGCAUGAAACGAAGCAAGAAAUGAAUCUAUGCUCAAAAAUAAAAAGUAUUAACUCGAUGCGUUAACCGAUGACGUACAAGAUAAAAGAUGCAAAUUAUAAUACUACAUUUAAAUAACAAGCAUUAUAAACAUUUUUUAAAUAUGAAAAGAAAACAAAAGCUGAUAAUACGUUUGUAUUUAUAAACAUAAAGAUGUAUUUUAUGUACGAUAGUGCCACGAACUUGUAGAUUGAUUGUUGUUUCGUUUGAGUCUAUCAUGUUUUAGAGAACAAUUAUGUUUGUCGCUUUUUUACCAUCCACCAAAUCGUUUUAAAAAUUUAUUUUAUAAUUUUGUUACACGAAUUUAUAUUAUUUACUACUCCACGUUUUAUUUUAUUUUUGAAAAUUUCUUCUCACCUUUGCAUUUUACAUGUUUGACAUGCACACUUGUUUUGUAACGGACAUUUGCGGAAGUCUUCUUAUUGUAAUAAAUUUCUACUCGUAAGCGAAUAUUGUAAGGACAGAAUCAACAAAAACUAACAAAUUAUAUAUAACACUUAGUUUUAUUUUUAACUUAAAUGUACAUGUAUUGGAUUAUUUUAUUAAUGAUCUAUUAAUAACUAUUAUUUAAAUAGAUUCUAUAUUUAUACACAUUAAAUUAUCCAUAUUAUAUUAUAAAUUAUAUUUGUUGUAGUGUAAUGCAGUUAUUGUUUAUGUUCAGUCCUUUAAGAACAGACAGAAUCAUCCAAAUUUCAAAAUGCAAGUAACACCGGAAACAUUAACGUACAUCGGGAGUGCAUGCAUAUUUCAACUAACUCAAAAGAUUUAUCUUCUUGGUAGAAUACGUAAUACAUAGUAUAAUAGUUAUUUAAAAUUGUACGUGAAUUGAAUUACAGUUGUUUUGAGUAUACAUGCCUUGAGGGCAUCGUCAGCGCAAUUCACGUACAAUUUUAAAUAAAUAUAACUCAAAAGAGAAAUAAGAAUGUGUUCAUUGUCAUGUCAAAUACAAAUAAUGCCUUGAUUUUGUAAAUAUUAGCCUGUCAUUUUUACCCUAUGUACAGUUCUUUGAUGAUGGAAAUAUAAUGAGACACAACUUUGGAUAUA